UCCGAUUCCGAUCCGAAGUGUAGGCAACCAGAGAUAGAAAAAAGGCAAAAGUGGCAUCGCAUCAUAUCACAAGAUUUUGUUUUAUUUCAUUUUCAAUUUAAUAAAUCGCGUAAUACACAUUGGAUCUGUUGAACCUAGAAAGCACUUAAAAUCUUAAAGAGUUUCCUGUUUAUUGUGAGCUUGCCAAAGCAGGAAAACACACCUCGUAGUUUCCAUUUGCUGCUUGGUUUUCUUCAAAAUUUAUAACAAAACAGAAAUGGACAGCACAAAUGGUGAAGAAGGCGCCAAAUCUAGAUCCCCAUCGGCUGAAUCGCUUAGUUCUCGGAAAUCGAAGACUUCCCACAGAAGCCGCAGUGGUUCGAAAGAUUCAGCUGUAAAUAUUUCUCGUGAAACAAAUUCAAGAUCUAGGAGCAGGUCACGAAGUUCAAAUGCAGCCAAUGUAAGUACCGAAAGGAAGUCGAGGAGUCGCAGUGGAAGUGCCGCAUCGAAGAGGUCUAAAUCAAGGUCACGAAGCGGUUCGGCUGCUUCGAAGCGUUCACGUGGUAGCGUUGGUUCCAGACGAAGUCGAAGCAAAAGUGGAAGUAGAAAUCGCAGUGGAUCGAGAAGGAGUAGGAGUGGUUCUGGCAGCAGGAGCCGAAGUGGUUCAAGACGCAGUCGUUCAGGCAGUCGUUCUCGGUCUAGAUCUAGGUCUGGCAGUGGCAGUCGGAGUCGCAGCAGGAGUGGCUCUCGUAGGAGUCGAAGUGGAUCGAGGCGAAGCCGAAGUGGCUCGAGAAGAAGUCGCAGUGGCUCAAGAAGAAGUCGUAGUGGCUCGGGAAGAAGUCGCAGCGGGUCGAGGAGAAGUCGCAGUGGCUCAAGAAGAAGUCGCAGUGGAUCGAGAAGGAGUCGUAGUGGCUCGAGAAGGAGUCGCAGUGGAUCUGGUAGUCGCAGCCGAAGUGGCUCACGUAGAAGUCGUAGUGGAUCCCGAAGAAGCCGAAGUGGCUCUCGAAGAAGUCGAAGUGGCUCCCGAAGAAGUCGCAGUGGUUCCAGGCGUAGUCGAAGUGGCUCUCGCAGAAGUCGCAGUGGCUCAAGAAAGAGUCGCAGCGUUUCGAGAAGAAGCAGAAGUGGCUCAAAGCGCAGCCGAAGUGGUUCCAAAGUCCAACGUAGCAGCCGCUCCAAGUCAAGAUCAAGAUCAGGCUCCGGUGCUCGAUCCAGGUCUCGUUCCCGAAGUGUUUCCAAGUCACCAGUUGCUACGAAAAAGAAACGAGCUCUACUCAGUGAUUCGGAAGAUGAAGAGAGUGCAGCGGCAAGUUUCAAGAAACGGCCAAAAAUUACCGACACAGACAAUGAAGACGAGGAAGACGCCGCUCCCGAAAAACCAGAGGGUGAAGCACCAGAAGCAGACAAAUCUGCCAAAGAAGGUAUUGUCGACAGCUCUGAUGAUGAAAUCAUGCCUUCUAAUAAUGAACAAAGCGACAACUUUAUAUCGGACUUCGAUGCAAUGUUAUUGCGCAAGAAGGAAGAGAAAAAGCCCCGUCGUCGUCGUGGGGACAUUGAACUUAUCAACGACAAUGAUGAUUUGAUCGAUCAGCUUAUAAUGAACAUGAAGCACGCCGCCGAUGAAGAUCGAGAACUGAACAAGCUCAAUAAACCAGCGGUUAAAAAGAUCUCAAUGUUGAAGCAAGUGAUGUCCCAGUUGAUAAAGAAGGAUCUGCAACUAGCGUUCCUAGAGCACAACAUUUUAAACGUCCUGACUGAUUGGCUAGCACCCCUUCCCAACAAAGCUCUACCGUGUCUGCAAAUCAGAGAAAGUAUUCUAAAACUGUUGUCCGAUUUCCCCACAAUUGACAAGAGCUAUCUCAAACAAUCUGGCAUCGGUAAGGCCAUCAUGUACUUGUACAAGCACCCGAAAGAAACAAAAUACAACCGAGAAAGAGCCGGCCGGUUGAUUUCGGAAUGGGCUCGACCAAUAUUCAACUUGAGUUGUGAUUUCAAAGCAAUGUCCAAAGAGGAACGUCAGCAACGUGAUUUGGAACAAAUGCCAAGGCAGAAAAAAGCCCCCGAACCAGAGGCGACGGUUUCAGAAAAAAGCAGCAGCAAAAAGGGCAAUCUCAAUACAGCGUUUGGUUCAACAGAUGAGAAUCCACUGCGUCCCGGUGAUAAAGGUUGGGUGGCUAGAGCACGAGUGCCAAUGCCCUCGAAUAAGGACUAUGUUAUUCGACCAAGGUCGACUGUGGAAGGUGAAGUCAAUCCGGUUCAAAAGAAGAAACCGAAUCGAUAUGAAAAACACAUGAAGAAGUUCAUAGAUGCAAAGCGAAUGAAGGAAUCCCGGCGAGCAGUUGAGAUAUCAAUCGAAGGGAGGAAAAUGGCACUUUAAACUGGUUGAGUUGGAAAAGAAUUGCCAUUGACUAGAAUAUUAGAUUCAUUGUAUUACAUUUAAGUGGAGUGCUUAUUUGAAGGGAGCACAUUGUGAAAAGCAUUAAUUUGAUUGCUUUGAAAAUUAUAAUUUUUUUAAAAUAAAAUUUUAAGAGAAAAUUAA
Messenger RNA from Eupeodes corollae, 2515 nucleotides. RefSeq names its product IWS1-like protein. The record is from RefSeq and is a predicted model, not a curated record. Gene Ontology annotation, biological process: poly(A)+ mRNA export from nucleus. Gene Ontology annotation, cellular component: nucleus. Lineage: Eukaryota; Metazoa; Arthropoda; Insecta; Diptera; Syrphidae. The transcript is spliced from 5 exons. Bases 257 to 2353 code for a protein of 698 amino acids.